UUCCCCAAAUUCUCAAAUCACUUCACCCCACCUAUACCACACCAAAAAGAUUCAUCUUUUUAUUGAAAAACUUUAAAGGGUUUAUUUUUCUGCACAAUUUACACAUUAUCCCCCAAUAAAGUUUCGAUCUUUUUCCUCUCUAGGGUUUUAUCGACACGUUUGCAUUCACAAUUUGAGAUCCAAUUCAAUUCGAUUCCUUCUCAUUAGGGUUCUUUCCAUUUUCCCCCAAUUCUUUGUUUCUGGGUCUUAAUUUGUAUCUCUAGUUCUAUGCAUGAGGUUGUUUCUUGAGCUUAAUUUGAGCUGAAAUAAAGAAAGUUGUUUGAUCUGUAAGUGGGAUGGAUGGGGCUGGAAAAGGUUUGACACCUGCAAGAUUUGUGUGGCCUUAUGGGGGAAGAAGUGUGUAUUUAAGUGGCUCUUUUACAGGGUGGUCUGAGCAUUGGCCGAUGACGCCGGUUGAGGGAUGCCCGACUGUGUUUCAGACUAUAUGCAGCUUGCCACCUGGCUACCAUCAGUAUAAAUUUAUCGUCGAUGGUGAAUGGCGACACGAUGAGCACCAACCUUUUGUAACUGGUAAUUACGGUAUCGUAAACACCGUACUCUUAAACCGGGAGCCGGACUAUAACUCCGCAGUCUUGAGUCCACAUGCGACUUCCGGUUCAAGCAUGGAUGUUGACAACGAGACGUUUCAGCGAGUGGUAAGAGUUUCCGAUAGCACAUUACAUGAGUCGUUGCCGAAGAUAUCAGAAACCGACCUCGAGGCAUCCCGUCAACGGAUUUCUUCGUUUUUGUCGACGCAUAUGGCGUAUGAGCUGCUUCCUGAGUCUGGCAAGGUUAUUGCCUUAGAUGUUGAUUUACCUGUAAAGCAAGCGUUUCAUAUCCUUUAUGAGCAGGGAAUUUCUACGGCUCCUCUUUGGGACUUCAGCAAGGGUCAGUUUGUUGGUGUUUUAAGUGCAUUGGAUUUUAUUUUAAUAAUGCGGGAGCUUGGUAAGCACGGGUCCAAUCUGACCGAAGAAGAACUCGAGACCACUACUAUAUCCGCUUGGAAACAGGCAAAACCGUAUCUGACUAAUCAAACUAUGGAACAUGGUAAAAUACUAUCGAAACGACUCGUGCAGGCUGGGCCUGAUGAAAACUUGAAAAACGUCACGUUAAAGAUACUGCAGAAUCGAGUAGCUACGGUUCCAAUCACUCAUUCAAGUUCAGAUGAUGGUUCAUAUCCACAACUAUUAUAUCUUGCUUCACUUUCUGAAGUACUAAAACUUGUUUGCAGAUACUUUAGACAUUCAGCAAGUUCAUUGCCCAUAUUGCAACUGCCGGUUUGUUCCCUUCCGUUUGGUACAUGGGUGCCGAAAAUCGGUGAACCGAAUCGACAACCGUUGGCAAUAUUAAAACCAAACUCUUCACUUAGCGCAGCCCUAAAUUUGCUUGUGCAAGCUGAAGUUAGCUCAAUUCCAAUUGUCGAUGACAACGACUCAUUAUUGGAUGUAUACUCUCGAAGUGAUAUAACUGCUUUGGCAAAAGACAAAAUCUACACACACAUUAACCUUGAAGAAAUGACUAUUCAUCAGGCUUUGCAGCUGGGACAAGAACCGUAUGCUUAUGGGGCAACCGGACAAAGAUGCCACAUGUGCCUACGCUCCGAUUCUCUGCAUAAAGUCAUGGAAAGAUUGGCAAAACCAGGGGUAAGACGAGUUGUGAUCGUGGAGGCUGGAAGCAAGCGGGUUGAAGGUAUAAUUUCUCUAGGUGACAUAUUCAGGUUCCUGCUUAGCUAAUCGAUCCACGAUUCUUUACAAUUCUUUCAAGCUUACAAUUGCAAAUUUCGCCUUACGUUGUGACAAAGUCUCCCGAGAGCAAAAGGCAUGUAAAUCCCAAUUGUAUUUUGUUUGUUCAUCACCAUUACUCGACGACUUGCCUUUGUGUACUCUACUAGUUUUGCCUCUUUGUAGAAUGCAGUUUGACUGGCAACUAUGGUUUUUUUUUUUUUUUACAGACAACUGGAAAAUAUAACUUAUGAAAUGGUGGUUUGUGUUGAGUUUGUUC
Messenger RNA from Helianthus annuus (common sunflower), 2040 nucleotides. RefSeq names its product sucrose nonfermenting 4-like protein. The record is from RefSeq and is a predicted model, not a curated record. The transcript is spliced from 13 exons. Lineage: Eukaryota; Viridiplantae; Streptophyta; Magnoliopsida; Asterales; Asteraceae. Bases 336 to 1772 code for a protein of 478 amino acids.